CUGCUUUCUAACACUUCAAAUUGUGUUAGAAAGUUUAUUCUGGGCGAUUUCAGUAUCAGCAGAAGCCACAGCAGUCCUGCAGUCUGCUUCAGACACCCUCCAGCCACAGGAGGCAUCCACCCCACAAACAGGCAUAAAUCUACUUGGUUUUCCUUCAAAACUUCAGCCACAGAAUGUUUAAAAAACUCACCAAAUUCAUCGCACAUCAAAUGGAUCCGAGCAAAGAUUUGGACCCUGUCGAGAGCAUUGCAGACCAUGAGCACUUCAGGCCUCUCUGUCUACUGAUAAAAAAGAGAAAAUCAAAACGCAUAUUCCACUCAGCUCCCUACUAUCAGUGGACAGGGUUCACACUGGAUGAUGUGCUGCUGCCUAGAAAAGAUGGUAAAAGCAUAGAGUCCCUCCAUCAAGAUUCCAACCAAUUUACUAUCACAAAAACCAGUGCUGACCAGGUUGAGGGGCAUGCCAGUGCUCCUUUGGGCCCUGUAAAUGCAGAAGUGGAAAUAGGUGCCUCCUCGUCGAAUGUCUUUUCCAUUAAGCUACAAAAGAAGAGCAUCCCACUGCAAUCACUGGAGGCACUGAGAAGAAAAAGACGAAUCAACAUGAAUCACUCCCUCAUCCAACAACUCCAGAGAACAAACAUCAAUCUAUACAUGGUCACAGAAAUCCUUGAAGCCUCAGAGGAGACUAUCUACACAGCAUCCAUCAUGGCAGAUGGGGUCUUUAACGUCCUAUGUCACAUCACACUUGGUGCACAGGGCACCAGAGAGAGCAACCAAAGUAUAGUGAUACCCAAGGGCUGCACACUGGCCUUCAGGACCGUCCCGCUAUACAUCAGAGAUGGAAAAUGGAAUAUGAAGCAUUUUGCAAUUGAAGCAUACGUCUACAGGCCCAGGAUUGCAGACACUAAAAACACAUCCAAGACAGGAAGCUUAGAAGAUAUAUUUGAAGAAUGUUCAGCCCAAAAGGAAUUCGAAUUCAGACUUGGAUACAAAGAAGUGGAAGCAUUUGAAACCUGCAGGGUAUUAAAAUUUGGACUAGAAGAAGUUGAAAUCCGCUGUCAAAUCUUCUCCGAGCUGUCUCCUGACCUGCUGCUCAUCAUCUUAAACACCAUCAAAGCUGUGAUGACAGAUGAAAACCUCCUUCAAGAGCUCAGCCAGAAAAUGGAAGAAGUUCUUGAGGAAAAUGAUGGUUAUGAGCUGAAAACUGAGAGCCCAGACUUAAAAGAACUGUUCAGCACCUUGCAGCAAUCCCCAAGACAUCGUCUCCUUCAGCUGGCAGAAGGAAUCACCUACGUCCUUGAUGCUUUGCAGGAGUUAACAGAGGAUCAGCUGCUGCUGCUGCUGGAAUCCUUGGAAAGGAAGAUUGUGUCCCAACAGCUGAACCUGGUUGCAAAUCUCCUGGAACAUGACAAGGUGAAGAGGAAGGGGACUUUUCUUGUGGAUGCCAGGCAGCUCUUGCCACACAAAGAGGACCAGAUGUUAACCAUUGCCCUGGUGGAGCUGAGUGGAGUGGAGUUCCAGGAAGAUGGAUCAGUUAUCCCUAGGGAUGAACCCUUUGAGGCCAUGGCAGCCCUGUUAGUGGCUCUGUACGCCCUCAACCUCCUGAGUGGCUUGCAGAUACACGUGGCCCUGCCCAGGGAUCCCUUUCUCAAGAUGCGGAAAGGCUUUGUGCGGCAAAAACAAAUUUAA
Messenger RNA from Zonotrichia leucophrys gambelii, 1688 nucleotides. Its product is annotated as gasdermin-A3-like. Gene Ontology annotation, molecular function: phosphatidylinositol-4,5-bisphosphate binding; phosphatidylinositol-4-phosphate binding; phosphatidylserine binding. The transcript has 10 exons. Gene Ontology annotation, biological process: pyroptotic inflammatory response; defense response to bacterium. Bases 174 to 1688 code for a protein of 504 amino acids. The record is from RefSeq and is a predicted model, not a curated record. NCBI's taxonomy places the organism in Eukaryota, Metazoa, Chordata, Aves, Passeriformes, Passerellidae.